Geosmithia morbida is the source of this 1998-nucleotide messenger RNA. RefSeq names its product Fungal trans. The transcript is spliced from 5 exons. The coding region runs from base 1 to 1998 and encodes 665 amino acids. Gene Ontology annotation, molecular function: DNA binding; zinc ion binding; DNA-binding transcription factor activity, RNA polymerase II-specific. Lineage: Eukaryota; Fungi; Ascomycota; Sordariomycetes; Hypocreales; Bionectriaceae. Gene Ontology annotation, biological process: DNA-templated transcription; regulation of DNA-templated transcription. The record is from RefSeq and is a predicted model, not a curated record.
AUGCCUCUUCUCCCCUUACCAAUCCCAAGAGCUUGGAAAUCGAGUUCUGAUAUCGGUUCUUGCGAGGGCGAACAACCCUGCCAACGAUGCCAUCAGUGGAACAUCGAAUGUGUCUACGACAAGCGUUCUGGCGAGACAAAGGAGAGGCUCCGUAGCGAGAGGUCCGAGCUGCAACGUCGUGAACGGGCCACGGCCGUUGUCCUCGAAGCCCUAGCCUCGGGCGAAAACGCCGUACCCCUCCUGGAAAGACUUUGGAAUAAGGAGUCUGUCAUCGACAUUGCAGCCAUGAUAUCGAACCUCGGCGGGCACCCGGGGGCCAACAGCGGCACCAAGCAGCUCACCGGCCCCUCCUCGGCUACCGGCGAUGGCUCCUCGGACGCGCUCGACCUGCGUAGACGGGAUUCCGCUGCUUCAGCCUCCGCCUCCGCCUCCGUCCCGAUACCAUCUUCUUCUGCCCCCACCCAGUCACGACCGGCAGGGUCUGGACCGGACCCACUCGCCACCUCGGACGACGGCUACUCGGACGGCUCCCUGUACUCCGGCAGCAUACAGUUACCGGCCCUCCGGCCCGAGGACCACAGCCUGUCGGGUGACUCCAGCGGCUACGCCCUCAGCGAACCCGGCCGCAACUUUAUUGGCGAUCCGGUCGGCCCUCCCGUCUCCCUCCCGAGCGACACCCAUCUCUCUAGCGACAUGGUGGUGCUCCCCCGGAAGCUUGCCUGCAACCUCAUCGAAGCCUUCUUCUCCAAGCAGCAUGUGCCCUUCCCCAUCAUCAAGCGUGAGCUCUUCAUGCAGGACUUUGUGUCGGGAAAGCACACUUACUGCUCCACCGCCUUGGUGCACUCCAUAUGCUGCCUCGCCUGCCGCCUCGAGACCGACUACGGCCACCGCGAAUCAUACUACACCAGUCUGGCUGCCACCCUGUUCGGCGAGGCUGCUUCGCUCCUGAAAUCUAACCCGAGCCAUUACUCCCUUCCCGACGUCAAGGCCCUCGGCCUGCUGUCGCUGUACCAGCUCGGACUGGGAGAGUACCUCGAUGCGAGGAUGCUGGCGGAGGAGAGCGUGCGGCGUGUGGAUCUGCAUCAUCGGCGGUCGAGCGAUGCGGGGACGGGCGAUGCUUCUUAUCAGUCUACACGGGCAAAUGCCUUGUUUGGUGCCAUUUCGCUAGCUCGAAUGGUUCGCCUAGCAACCGACUGCUUCUUUGACCCUGGGCAGAAGUUAAAGGAUGAGGGAAAGACUUUCUUCAGCACCAUCAGUUCCAACCAGACGGGUACUAUCGAUGUGCAUGUCGAGCAGCUCUUGAGCGUACCAAGCAUGAUCCAUACCAACUGGAGUUCUCAGAAAUCGCCGUCGACUAUGCUGCAGCUGACGGACUGGGUCUACUGCUUCUCCAGGCGGCUGCACGCGACGGAUGGCAACAAGAUUCCUAAUUACCUGCGUGAUACAUAUCUUGCCUGUCUUUCAUGGUACGACUCGACAAUGGGGAGUGUCGGUAGCCACGGCGAGCCCAGUCCGUUUGUCCACUUAUUCUACCAUUUCUGCCUACUCGUCCUCUUCCGUCCAGUCAUCAACAUGCGCUAUACAGACUCGGACAUCUCAGCCGUGGACAUCUGCAUCGAAUCCGCCGAUGCCCUGCUGACUUUGGCAAAGCUCUGUCACGAGAUGGGAGAGCAGAAGUUCUCGAGUUUCGUCCCCGUCUUCAUUCACGUCGGUGGGCUGACCUCCCUCGAUGUGGCCAACAAUGACGGCCGGGCCGUCAAGGAUGCGGAAGGCGAAAAGAGGACAAGGAUAGGUCUGUCCCUCCUAGAACGCGCCAUUGAUCUCCUGCUUGUUCUGGGAGAGGUCUACCCGUCAGCCCAGAAGUGCAGGAGAGAACUUCAGGACAAGCUGAACCUCAGGGAACAAGGCGAGGAGCAGGACCAUUCUCGGUCUGCCAGGAGCCACCAGAAGGUGCCGCUGCUGAUUCGAAAUAGCCCUCAUUCUUCAAAGAAUCGCUAA